AGUCAAAAACACACCGAUCGUGCGGCGCAAAUCUAAUUCAAAUUCUCACGCCACUUAAUCUAUACUCUUUUUACGCAUUGAUCAUGGAGGCGACUCAAGAUAAAGCCGUCUCUCCGCUGACCCUCGUUGUGACCUUCGGAGCACUUGCCGUUGCGUAUUUCAUCUUCUCGACUCUCAGCUCCGCUUUUCGUGGACCUCUGGCUCAGAUCCCCGGUCCUGCUUCACGCCAUCUCUCAAUCAUCCCAUAUAUUCGUGAUCUGAUCUCCGGUCGAUCAGUCAAUGCUACAGUCGAGCUUCAUGAGAAAUAUGGCGACGUCGUUCGUUUGGCUCCGAAUGAGGUCUCAUUCACCUCGGCCGAUACGGCUUGGACCGACAUCUACGGUUUCCGCACAGGGAAGCUAAAGGGACAUGCGAAUAUGGCCAAACAUCAGCAAUGGUAUGGUCCCUCGCCCAACGGUGUGCCCUCUAUCAUCGUCGCAAAUGAUGCUGACCACACACGAGGCCGCAAAGUUCUCUCUCAUGCGUUCAGUGAGAGGUCACUCAACGGCGAGGAGCCUCUCCUCCAAAACUAUGUUGAUCAACUUGUCUCUCGACUCAGGGAGACCAUCGCAGCGAAAGGCGACGCCGUCGAUAUGGUCAAGUGGUAUAAUUGGACCACUUUCGAUAUCAUCGCAGAUCUGGUUUUCGGCGAACCCUUCGGGUGUCUUCAGAACCUUGCAACUCACGAAUAUGUUGGGCUACUCUUUUCCUCCCUCAACGCCGCUGUCUACGUGUCCAUCAUGGAAUACCUUCCCUGGGUGAAAAGAUUCAAGAGCUUCCUCAUAGAUGCGAACAUCAUGAGCGCUCGCGCACGCUACUCGAAAUGGAUUGCCUCCAAAGUCGCCGCCCGUAUUGCCCGCGACAGCGAUGUAGAUCACCCGGACUUCAUGACCGACAUCCUCGCCAACAAUGGCGCCAAGGGAUCUAAACUCACCGAUCUUGAAAUCAACUCCAAUGCGAGCCUACUCAUCACCGCUGGUAGCGAGACUACCGCCACUCUACUCUCUGGUGCAACAUAUCUGCUCUUGCGGAACCCGGACAAAUUGUCAAAGCUUCAGGACGAAGUCCGCUCAGCAUUCCCUUCGUACGAGGAAAUCACCCUUGACGCGGUGAAUCGUUUGACGUACCUUAAUGCCACGCUUACGGAAUCCUUGCGAGCAUUCCCUCCAGUCCCCGUGGGAUUUGUCAGGCAGGUCGGUGCUGGAGGAGAGGUCAUCAGCGGGCACUACAUCCCUGAAGGUACCGCGGUGUCUGUCUCGCAAUAUGCGGCGAACCACUCCGAGGCAAACUUCGUCGAUGCAAAGAAAUUCGUGCCAGAGCGAUGGCUCGAUUCAUCACCAUACCCCGCCGACAAAAAGGCAGUCCUCCAACCUUUCAGUUUCGGCCCUCGUGCCUGUCUCGGCCGCUCUCUCGCCAACGCUGAAAUGCGCCUAAUCCUUGCAAAGAUUGUUUGGUCGUUCGAUAUGCACUUGGAAGCACGGAGUCAGGAUUGGCUGGAGCGCUGCACGGUCAUGAGGCUUUGGGUAAAGCCGGAAUUGGCGGUGAAAUUGACACCGGUGGAGAGAUCCUGAUUUGAACUUUGUCCUAUUGAUGAUUGAUGCUGGGAGGACAGGCGGGAUAUAGAGGUGGGAUUUACCUAAUGACAGGCGAUGACUUUUCGACUUUGUUUGACAUUUCGAUGACCUCUCACCUGGUAGCGGUUCCGACGUGUUUGAAAUGUGUCGAGUUGACUCGAAAACGCUGUUGGGCAGUGGUUGAGGAAUCCCGAGCGGAUUGUCCAGUACUGAUUCGAAAUUACUCCAAUGGCUCCCAUCGAUUGUAUAUGAGCGCUUACAUGCGAACAAAUUGAGUGAUGUGUUAUAAGAGCUCAAGAUGAUACAUACACGUCUUACGACAAACCUACCCUUGAAUCGUUCCAGCAAUUGAGCGAUGCUGGUCGCGAACAUGAUCGCAUCGCGAAAUUCUCCCACAUGGCUGAUAUAUGUUCUCUAAACAGGAAUAGAUAGGGGCGUUCGAGUCCAUUGCAAAUGAACGAUAG
Dissoconium aciculare CBS 342.82 is the source of this 2077-nucleotide messenger RNA. Its product is annotated as cytochrome P450 monooxygenase. The transcript is spliced from 7 exons. The record is from RefSeq and is a predicted model, not a curated record. Lineage: Eukaryota; Fungi; Ascomycota; Dothideomycetes; Mycosphaerellales; Dissoconiaceae. The coding region runs from base 84 to 1610 and encodes 508 amino acids. Gene Ontology annotation, molecular function: monooxygenase activity; oxidoreductase activity, acting on paired donors, with incorporation or reduction of molecular oxygen; iron ion binding.